AUGAGCGCAGCCGUCGUAGAUGAGGGCCACAAGGCUGAGAAGCCCUUCGCUCCUUCCUCCUCAACUACACUAGACAAUGAGAAACGUGAGGAUGGAGCCGUUGACGAUACACCAGACGAGGCGAAACCACGCCCUGAGCGAACGGCAACAUUUAACGACUACUUGAGAGUCUUCAAGUAUGCUUCGAAAUGGGAUUUCCUGGCCUACGCAGCCGGUGUGUGCGCCUCCAUUGGAGCUGGCAUAACGCUACCCCUGAUGAACGUUGUAUUCGGCAAGUUCGUUGGCAAUUUCAGCAGCUUUGCAAACUUCUCCCCAGAUCUUGAUGUUGCCAAGGCUAAGGCCGACUUUGAAGCCAAGCUGGAUAAGCUAGCACUAUACAUGUUUGCGCUGUUUAUUGCUCGCCUUGGACUCAACUAUAUCAACAAGCUAUGUUUCCGCAUGAUUGGAAUCAGGCUGUCUUCGGCGAUCCGCCUGCACUACCUGCAAGCUUUGUUUGCUCAGAGUAUUCAUGUUUUGGACUCGAUGCCCCCUGGAUAUGCUACCACUACUAUUACAAGCACCAGCAACACUCUCCAACUAGGUAUUUCGGAGAAACUUGGCGUCUUUGUGGAGUUUUCAUCAACAAUCAUCGCCGCAAUCAUCAUAGCCUUCACGUACAACUGGUCAUUGACUCUUGUGACGGCAUCGUCAAUUCUAUUUAUUGCUUUGACAGUCUCCAUCCUACUACCCUUCAUCGUCAAAGGCAACACUCGAGUAACAAAGGCCGAAGGAAAAGCAGCAGCCGUCGCCAGCGAGGCUAUGGCCAGCAUUCGGAUGAUCAUGGCGUGUGGCGCUGAAUCACGCAUUGCCAAGAAAUAUGCAGCAUUUGUUGAAGAGACCAAGCAGCAUGCCCAGUUCAUGUCUCCCCUCAUUGCCCUUCAGUUUGGACUCAUCUUCUUUGGUGCUUUUGCCGCAUUCGGCCUCGCUUUCUGGUACGGCAUCAAGUCAUUUGUUGAUAGCUCAAGAGGUGAUCUCAGUACUAUUGUUAUUGUUUUGUUCUCCGUCAUGAUGGUCGUCUUCUCUCUGGAGCGAACGUCAACUCCGCUGUUGGCCGUCAGCAAAGCUACAGUAGCCGCUUGCCAAUUCUUCACGGUUAUCGACGCCCCUGCCCCGAGCAAAGGCCACCUCAAGGACCCCGAGGUCUCCGCUACCAACGAUAUUGUCUUAGAUAAGGUUACGUUCGCCUACCCCAGUCGGCCCCAUGUCAAGAUUCUUGAUGAAUUAGACUUGCGCAUUGAGGCUGGAAAAAUUACGGCAAUUGUCGGACCGUCUGGCUCUGGAAAAAGUACUAUUGUUGGUCUCAUAGAGCGAUGGUACACACUGAGGGACCAAUACGUCGUAGCGAAAGCUGUGGAACAGAAGAAGAAGAAGAAGAAGGGCUCCGAAUCCGAAGAGGAUGAACCGGAGGAAGGACAAGCUGAACCCGAGGAGACCGGCCCACCUAUCAAACUCAGUGGCUCUAUUUCAACUUCUGGCCACCAGUUGGAUGAAAUUGAAUUGCGAUGGUGGCGAUCGCAAAUUGGCCUGGUCCAGCAAGAACCCUUUCUUUUUAAUGACACUAUCUACACGAAUGUUGCCAAUGGCUUGGUAGGUUCCCAAUGGGAACACGAGUCGGAGGAGGCCAAGAGAAAACUAGUCGAAGAGGCGUGCAAAGAAGCAUUCGCUGACGAGUUUAUUGACAAGCUCCCUGCGGGUUAUGACACUCUUGUUGGAGAUAGCGGAGCCAAACUCUCUGGGGGUCAACGACAAAGAAUCGCCAUCGCCCGCUCUAUUGUUCGAAAACCAAAGAUUCUCAUUCUUGACGAAGCCACUAGUGCAAUUGAUGUCCGCGGUGAACGGAUUGUGCAGGCUGCCCUGGACCGAGUUGCCCAAAACCGAACUACCAUCACCAUUGCGCAUCGCUUGUCAACCAUCAAGAAGGCAGACCGCAUUGUUGUUCUAAAGAAAGGCAAAGUGGUGGAGAGCGGAACGCACGAAAGCCUCAUCGCAAUGGCAGAUGGUGUAUACGCUGGCCUUGUCAAUGCGCAGGCGUUAUCCCUUGGAGCUGAAAACGAAUCAGCAGACGAUUCUCUCGACAAAGACGGCGAGGGCAGCACCUUGGAACGGGAGAAGAGCAAGGCCAAAUCAGAACAUGAAGCCAAGACUGAGACCAAAUUGGACAAACAACGUAAUCUGAUUAAGAGUUUUGGUCGUUUCUUCUACGAGUCCAAACAGCAUUGGUACCUCAUGUUCUUGACCGUAUUUUUUGCGGCAUGUGCGGGAGCUGCCAUUCCCCUUCAAGCUUAUCUAUUCGCCAACGUUGUGGUCAUUUUUAAGUACGAGGCUGACAAGCCAAAGCUCAUGUCUGAAGGCAACUUUUGGUCCCUUAUGUGGGUGGUUCUCGCUGUUGGAGUCGGCCUCGCCUAUUUCUUUUGCUUCUUAUUCUCCACUAGACUGGCGUCCAUCAUUCGCAACAAGUAUCAGCAGAUGUACUUCGAGGCUAUCUUGUAUCAGAAGACAUCAUUCUUCGACGAAGAGGACCACUCACAAGGCACCAUGACAUCCCGCGCGUCUGGAGAUCCGAAGCAGCUCGAAGAGCUUAUGGGAGCCAACAUGGCUAGUGUCUAUGUCGCCAUUUGCAGUCUUUCAGGAUCCAUUGCCAUUGCUUUUGCGUUUGGAUGGAAAUUGGCAUUGGUUUCAAGCUGUGUCGUUUUACCCGUACUCAUUGGCUCGUCCUACUGGCGCUUCAAAUAUGAGAUCCAGUUUGACAAGAUGAAUAGUGAGGUAUUCGCGGAAAGCUCAAAGUUCGCAUCUGAGUCCAUUGGGGCUUUCCGCACUGUCACUUCGCUGACCUUGGAAGACCCAAUCUGCCAAAGAUUUGAAGAACUGUGCAAAGGUCAUGUCAUGACAGCGUUCAAGAAAGCUAGAUGGGUCAGUUUGCUCUUCGGCUUCUCAGACAGCGCCACCAUGGCAUGCCAAGCUCUCGUCUUCUAUUAUGGCGGGAGACUUCUUCUGAGUGGCGAGUAUCAAAUCAUGAACUUUUUUGUUUGCUUCAUGUCCAUUAUCCAGGCUGGUGAGAGUGCCGGCCAGGGAUUAAGUUUCGGACCCAAUGCGGCUCAAGUGACAGCUGCCUCGAACAGAAUUCUCAACAUGAGAGACUCGAGACUACGCGAUGAGCAUUCCGAGGAUGAGGACAUUACGGAAGGCAAAGGAGGAAUGAAAAUUGAGCUGGACGAUAUCCAUUUCAAAUAUCCCACACGGGAGACUCCUGUAUUUGACGGCCUGAGCUUGACGAUUGAAAAGGGCCAGUUUGCUGCAUUGGUUGGAGCUUCUGGCUGUGGCAAAACGAGCAUUAUCUCGCUGUUGGAAAGAUUCUACGACCUGGACAGGGGAAGAAUUCUUUGCAAUGGCAAGGACAUCACCGAUGUGAAUGUGUACGCCUACAGACGACAUCUUUCGCUUGUAGCGCAAGAGGCAACCCUAUUUCAAGGGACUAUCCGAGAAAACAUCCUCCUGGGCGUUAAUGACCAGACUACGACGGAUGAGCAGCUCCAUCAAGCUUGCCGAGACGCCUCCAUUCACGAUUUCAUCGUAUCCCUCCCAGAAGGAUACAACACCAACAUUGGAUCUCGUGGCGUCACCCUCUCAGGAGGACAGAAACAGCGCGUUGCUAUUGCUCGUGCUCUCAUCCGAGACCCUGAUAUUCUCCUACUCGACGAAGCCACCAGUUCUCUUGACUCGGAAAGCGAGAAGCUGGUCCAAGCAGCUUUUGAACGCGCGGGCAAAGGCCGAACCAUGGUCGUGGUGGCACAUAGAUUGGCCACGGUCCAAAAUGCAGAUGUCAUUUUCGUGCUAGGCGAAGGCGGAAAGUUGUUGGAACAAGGGAAUCAUGUGGAGUUACUAAAAAGGAGAGGUGUAUACUGGCAAAUGUGCCAAAGUCAAGCGUUGGAUCGUUGA
Molecule: messenger RNA, 3975 nt
Organism: Pochonia chlamydosporia 170
Lineage: Eukaryota; Fungi; Ascomycota; Sordariomycetes; Hypocreales; Clavicipitaceae
Product: multidrug resistance protein 1
Exons: 12
Coding region: 1-3975 (1324 amino acids)
Biological process (GO): transmembrane transport
Cellular component (GO): membrane
Molecular function (GO): ATP binding; ATP hydrolysis activity; ABC-type oligopeptide transporter activity
Source: RefSeq, a predicted model, not a curated record